This is a messenger RNA of Durio zibethinus, 2596 nucleotides long. Its product is annotated as receptor-like protein EIX2. Gene Ontology annotation, molecular function: protein binding. NCBI's taxonomy places the organism in Eukaryota, Viridiplantae, Streptophyta, Magnoliopsida, Malvales, Malvaceae. The record is from RefSeq and is a predicted model, not a curated record.
AUGAUUACAGACAACCUUGAAUGGCUUUCUCGUCUUUCUUCUCUAAAAUCACUUAGAAUCGGUUCUACCGAUUUUACAAAAGCAUCAAACUGGCUCCAAGUAAUUCAAUCUCAUCCUUCCCUCUCAGUUUUAGUCUUAGAAGAGUGUGACUUUGCAGAGGUUGAUCCUUCAUCUCUUUCCCGUUUUAACUCUUCAAAUUCUCUGGCUGUACUGAGCCUAACUUCAGGAUUUAGUUUGCAUCCUUCAACUUUUCCUCUGUUGCUGAAUAUAAGUAGUAACUUGGUUCAACUCGACCUCUCUUCUAACAAUUUAUCAGGUUCGAUUCCAGAUUCCUUUGAGAACAUGCCAGCUCUAGAAUUCAUUAAAUUCUACAAUAAUCGUCUCGAAGGAGGAAUACCAAAAUCCAUGGGGAAUCUUUGCAGUUUACAAGCAUUAGACAUGAGGUUUAACAACCUCUCUGAACCUCUCACCGUUACUCUGGAAAAGUUAAGUGGGUGUGCUAAGGAUUCUCUGGAGAUUUUGGCGUUGGCUUUUAACGAUCUCUAUGGGUCAAUGCCCAGUUUCGUACCAUUUUCAUCCUUGACAAUAUUAGAACUUCAAAAUAACCGACUGAGCGGACGAGUUCAAGAUAACUUUGGAAAUUUUUCCGAGCUCACUUUUUUAAAUUUGGCAGGAAACCGAUUCACUGGACCAUUGCCCGAUCUUUCAAGAUUAUCAUGGUUGAGAAAUUUGUAUCUUGCAAGUAACCAACUUGAAGGGCCUUUUCCAGUCAGCAUCGGAAAAAUGUCUCAACUUGUGCUCUUGGAUGUUUCCUCAAACGCCUUGAAUGGUGUCAUUUCCGAAGCCCACCUAUUUAAUCUUUCCCAGUUGAGACUACUUUUCAUCUCUUUUAAUUCUUUGUCUUUGAACCUCAGCUCUGAUUGGAUCCCUCCCUUUCAACUUGAUUAUAUUGAAAUGAGAUCCUGUGAGCUAGGUCCGCAGUUUCCUGGCUGGCUUAGACGGCAAACUAAUUUCUCCCACCUGGAUAUCUCCCACUCCAAGAUUUCAGACGCCAUCCCCUACUGGUUUUGGAAUCUGCCUUCGAGACUAAUGUAUUUAAACCUUUCCUUCAACAACAUCAGUGGCAGCGUUCCAAAUCUGCCAUUAAAAUUGGAUUAUAUCCCUGUAAUAGAUUUAAGAUCGAACCUAUUUUAUGGUCCCAUACCUCAAUUUUUUUCCAACUCGACAGUAUUGGAUCUGUCCAACAACAUGUUCUGCGGACCAUUGUCUUUCUUAUGCACAAAGACGGAUAAUCUUUUGGGAUAUCUUGACCUCUCUAACAAUUUGUUAUCGGGUAGCAUUCCAGAUUGUUGGAUGACGUACAGGCUGUUGACUGUUAUCAAUUUGGAGAAUAAUAAUUUGUCAGGGAUAAUCCCCAAUUCAGUAGGCUCACUAGCUCUACUUGAAUCAUUGCGGUUACGGAACACUAGUUUGUAUGGUGAAUUACCUCAAUCCCUAGAAAAUUGUAGAGGAUUGAAACUUCUAGAUCUGGGGGAGAAUAAAUUAACUGGAAUCAUUCCACCAUGGCUAGGGGAACGACUCAAGAGUUUGAUUGCUCUUUGUCUCCGAUCAAAUGGGUUUCAUGGCAACAUUCCUUCAACUCUAUGUCGCCAGCAGUUUCUUCAAAUAUUGGAUCUUUCUCUGAACAAUUUAUCAGGAACCAUUCCAUCGUGCCUCAACAAUUUGACAGCCAUGGCUCACCUUCGGAGUUUGCAAGCAACAGUCCACUCCUCGUAUCCUUAUGCUGACGCCGAUUUCACAGGGAGUUUUACUUCCAAUAUUUGGAUGAUGGGUACCUACGAUGAUCAUUUAUUAGUUAUAUGGAAAGGUUUGGAACAAGAAUAUGGCAAAACCCUUGGAUUACUAAAGAUCAUUGACUUGUCAAGUAAUCAAUUAAGUGGGGAAAUCCCUGAAGAAAUAGCAAGUCUCCAAGGGUUGAUUACUCUGAAUCUAUCAAGAAACAUGUUGAGAGGAAGCAUUAUUAGGGGGAUUGGCCAAUUGCAAAGGUUGGAGUCACUCGAUUUGUCAACAAAUAGCCUUUCUGGUGAAAUUCCGAAGAGUAUGGUUGAUUUAUCUUUUCUGAGUGUUUUGGACUUAUCGAACAACAAUUUGUCAGGAAAAAUUCCCUUAAGCACUCAACUGCAGAGUUUCAAUGGUUCUUCAUAUUCAGGGAAUCCGGGGCUGUGUGGAGCCCCGUUGAGUAAGUGUCCUGGAGAUGAAAUAACAAGGCCUCCAAACAAUGGUGGUAGUGAAAGUAGCACUGAUAGGGAUGAAGAAUUGUUUGAGCCUUUGUGGUUUUUUACUGGCAUGGCGGCUGGAUUCGUUAUUGGAUUUUGGGGGGUUUUGGGUACAUUAUUGCUUAACAGGUCUUGGAGACAUAGAUAUUUUGGGUUCUUGAGCAAGUUAGGAGAAUGGAUCUGCUUGACAAUGGCAUUGAAGAUGGCAAAGUUGCAACGGAGACUUUGAUUGAAAGGCAAAGGUAUGUAACGCUCUCCAUUUUUCUCAUCUAAAUACGUCCUGCUUGCUCAGGCCUGCCUCCUCGUGACUCAUGAUGAGA